AUGCGUUUGAACCCGUUUGUGAUAUUACCUCUACUUUGUUUAAUUAUGACGAUGAUGUAUGGUAGUGAAAAGUUCGUCUUAAUUUAUCCGCUUCAGACCAUUCUGAUGCUAUCGAGCCAUCAAUUGGCCGAACGAAUCUCGACUUUGGCACUCGAGCACUAUAGCAAGCUCCAAGCUAGUGGUAAACCAGUCGUGCGUUCAAACGGCGUGCAAGAAUGGACUGUUCUGGCUUGUAUUGUCGCAAUUGGUGAAAAGAACGACAACAUUAGGUUAGUAUCGCUUGCUACAGGUGUGAAAGCUACCCCAGAUAGAGAGCUCAGUAGAAGCCGCGGUAGGAUUUUACACGAUUGUCAUGCAGAAAUAUUAGCAGUUCGCGGGUUCAAUGCUGUUCUUCUGCGACAAGCCCUGAUGCUAAAACUUUCUGACGACAUUACUGAAAUGGAUAUGGUGCAGAAAACUACUAAUGGCUUCUGUGUCAAGGACGAUUUAUCAUUUGCACUGUAUGUUUCGCGGGCCCCCUGUGGUGACGCAAGUAUGGAGUUACUAGAAGAAGAUGAUACAGCAGUCUGGACCGGUAGCGAGUUAUGUCAGUACGCGGAUCCUGAUAUAAAGACAGUUCUGAGAGGCCGGGCUAAUUACAAGAAGAAGGGUUUCGUCAGGACAAAGCCAGGCAGAAAGGAUUCAAAUAUAACAUUUUCCAAGUCGUGCACAGACAAACUAUCUUGUCGCCAGGUCAUGUCUCUCUUCAAUUCUUUAAAUUGGGAUCUGUUCGAAAAACCUGUAUUUUUGAAGUACAUGGUCGUACCCCAAGUCUCGCAGGCGUUAGAUAAUGGUCUUCUGCGUGCUUUCACUACGAGAAUGGAGAAUAUAGAAGGUGUCAGGCAUUUGAGAAUCAUAUCGUGUCCUGAUAAGUUUCCUGACGACAAGCUAGAUGAAGCGCAACAACCGGCUCUUACGGGAGCUAUACUACUCAACGUAGCACCCGGAACUCCUCUCGUGCAACAAUGUAUUGUAAACGGAGUCAAGAACGGGUCCUUCGUGAAGAAUCCAAAACCGUUAAGAAAGAACUGCGAGACCAUAGUAAGUCGUGCCAGCCAGUGGAGUCUUUUCAAAAAAAUACGUCUUUCAGAAGAAGACUCCACUUACCUCGACUUUAAAAGCCGCCAAGUUGGCAGGAAUGCGCUCAAAUUGAAAACUCGUCUGAGUUUGUCCAAGGACGGAUGGGUACCUACAAAAUGCGACGAUUGUGUAUGA
Molecule: messenger RNA, 1254 nt
Organism: Lachancea meyersii CBS 8951
Lineage: Eukaryota; Fungi; Ascomycota; Saccharomycetes; Saccharomycetales; Saccharomycetaceae
Source: the annotation of a GenBank genome assembly